CAGUUCUUCUAAAGUUAUCGGAGUGGAUUCAAAGUUCACUUUUUUAAUUUAUUUUUUUACGUACUGUUCGCUUAUCAAUUUGUUUAAUUUUUAAAUCAUUUAUCUCAAUAUACUUUUAGCCCUUCCAUAACGUGUUCAGCGGUUAUAAAAAUGGCAUCAGUAGCAUCUAUAACUCGCUUAGUAUUAGGAAAGGGAGUUCUAAAUACAGGACGAAUUGCAUCCGCGAAUACCGGUUUCAUAAAGUUUUACAGCACCGCUCCACAGUAUGAAAACAUCAAAAUAGAUGUAGUGGGCAGCAAGAAGAAUGUAGGCCUCAUCCAGCUGAACCGGCCCAAGGCUUUGAAUGCACUGUGCAAUGCUCUGUUCAAGGAACUGGGACAAGCUGUGGAUGACUUUGAUGCUGACGAGAAGAUUGCUGCCAUUAUUAUCACAGGUAGUGAGAAGGCCUUUGCUGCCGGCGCCGACAUCAAGGAAAUGCAAGACAACAGCUACAGCUCCAACAACAGGCAGGGCUUCCUGAAAGACUGGGAAUCUGUCUCAAACUGUGGGAAACCUGUCAUUGCAGCAGUCAAUGGUUUUGCUUUGGGCGGCGGCUGCGAGCUAGCCAUGAUGUGCGACAUCAUCUACGCGGGCGAGAAGGCCAAGUUCGGCCAGCCGGAGAUCAAUAUCGGCACCAUCCCCGGCGCGGGCGGCACCCAGCGCCUGCCGCGUUAUGUGGGCAAGAGCAAGGCCAUGGAAAUUGUGCUCACCGGCAACUUCGUGGACGCCAAUGAAGCUGAGAGGAUGGGUCUAGUCAGCCGCGUGUUCCCCGUAGAGAAGCUUCUAGAAGAGACCAUCAAGCUGGCUGAGAGGAUCGGCACGCAUUCGCCGCUGAUCGUGAAGCUGGCCAAGCAGUCCGUCAACCAGGCGUACGAGACUACCCUCAAGUCUGGUCUGCAGUUUGAAAAGUCUUUGUUCUACGGCACUUUCGCUACUGAGGAUCGUAAAGAGGGAAUGACUGCAUUUAUUGAAAAGAGAGCACCUAACUUUAAGAACAACUAAAACUCGCCAUACAUUCUAAUGUAAUAAUGCCGUAAAUUUCUAAUACACACAACUAAAUAUAAAUUUACAAUGAAGAUAGUUUUAUAAAAUAUGAAAUGAUGUUGUAGAUGUUUAAGGGAAAAUGCAAUAUUUUUUUUUAUUGUAAAUCUUUUUUUUUUUUUGGUACUUGUUAUGAAACUUACAUUUUUAUAUUGUACUGUCUUAAAUAUACAAUAUUUUGUUAAA
Bicyclus anynana (squinting bush brown) is the source of this 1266-nucleotide messenger RNA. RefSeq names its product probable enoyl-CoA hydratase, mitochondrial (gene Echs1). Gene Ontology annotation, biological process: fatty acid beta-oxidation. The record is from RefSeq and is a predicted model, not a curated record. Lineage: Eukaryota; Metazoa; Arthropoda; Insecta; Lepidoptera; Nymphalidae. Gene Ontology annotation, molecular function: enoyl-CoA hydratase activity. The coding region runs from base 151 to 1041 and encodes 296 amino acids. Gene Ontology annotation, cellular component: mitochondrion. The transcript is spliced from 6 exons.